Bathycoccus prasinos is the source of this 429-nucleotide messenger RNA. The record is from the annotation of a RefSeq genome assembly. NCBI's taxonomy places the organism in Eukaryota, Viridiplantae, Chlorophyta, Mamiellophyceae, Mamiellales, Bathycoccaceae.
AUGGAAGUUUGUAUUGUAAAACCAGACCGAAUCUUUUUUCAGGAAGAAGCACAAGAAUUACUUCUUCCAACAAACACUGGAUACAUUGGUAUUCUUGAAGAGCACGCCCCGUUAGUUACUGGAUUAGAUAACGGAGUUCUCGCAAUUCGCCAAGGCACAGAAUGGAAAUUCCUUGCACUUCUUGGUGGAUUCGGUGUAAUUAAAGAAAACCGUAUUAAUAUCCUUUGCCGAGAUAUCGAAGAAGCUUCAGGAAUUAAACUUGAUGAAGCAGAAAAACUUGUAAGCGAAGCAAAAGCAGGUAUGGAAAAAGCUGAAUCACGUAAAAUUUAUAUUGAGAACCAAUUAAAGUUUGACCGUGAAACAGCGCGUAUUGCUGCAUUUAAAAUGUGGGAAAACUCUGCCGGUGGACCGCCAGUAUUUAUGAGCUAA